AUGUCUCUCGCUGCAUCACGCGCCGUGUUGCGGCAAUCGACCUUUGCCGUCCGUCGCGCGGGCCUCCGCAAUGCCUCGACCACAUCCGAGGCCGCGGGCGCCGUAAAGGACAAGGCCGGCCAGGCCGCAUCCAAGGCAUCAGAGGGACUCUCCAAGGUGCAGAGCUCUGCGAGCUCCGCUGCCUCAAAAGCCAGCGAGACGGCGAGUGCGACGACACAGAAGGCGAGCGGCCUGGCGGGAACCGUGCAAGGUCAGUGGAGCCGCGUCUUUGGGCAUCGAGCGGGGCGCGAUUGGCAUCCGAGGGGCUGUGAGGGCGACGAAAGAGGCGGGAGACGUGAUGCGGGAGCUCAAUGGCAUGCCUGGAGAGCUCUGUGCAGCUGUCCAGCAUAG
Messenger RNA from Parastagonospora nodorum SN15, 390 nucleotides. RefSeq lists its product as hypothetical. NCBI's taxonomy places the organism in Eukaryota, Fungi, Ascomycota, Dothideomycetes, Pleosporales, Phaeosphaeriaceae. The record is from RefSeq and is a predicted model, not a curated record. The transcript has a single exon. The coding region runs from base 1 to 390 and encodes 129 amino acids.